AUGCUCUCCGUCGCAACACCCAUGUUCGGGUUCAACCACCAACCAAGCGUGUCCUCCCCCCUCUCCUCAUCACCUAUCCGCGCCUCAUCGCCCCUCUCCCCCGUCGACAGAAAUACCCUUACCCAGAGACAAAUUCAAUCGUCCCCCAUUCAGCAGCCGAAAUUCAAAUACGCGUCGCGGCCAGUGCGCCAGAACCCCCUGCUGCGUAAGAGGGAAGACGCGCACGAGUCAAGACGGCUCGGCUUCUUGCAGGGCGUGAGACAGAAACAGGAUGAGAAGACGUGGCAGAGGAGAGAUAUUGAGGGACAGUUCCUGAAGAAUAGCUUGCUGGCUGAUAUUGGACGGCUUUCGUAUGAUGCGCCGGCUUUAUCGGAUACGGACUUAGAAGAUGCAAUGGCGUUUCAAGAAGAUGAAAAGUCCCAGCACAAUGACUGGCCUGACGGCGAACACGACGAUGUCAUGGACGAGGUUUGCCAGGAGGAACAAGAGUUCGAGGCCAUGAUUGCUUCGUACGAGCAACAGAGCCAUAUUGACCAGAGACCGCCGUCGCCUCUACUGUCCGACGAGGACUAUGAUGAUGUCUUUGCUGAGCUAAUCGCCCAAGAGCAAGCAGAUUCACAACCACAAUCUUCUGGUGAGCAGAUGGAUAUGUCAUGA
This is a messenger RNA of Metarhizium acridum CQMa 102, 657 nucleotides long. RefSeq lists its product as uncharacterized. NCBI's taxonomy places the organism in Eukaryota, Fungi, Ascomycota, Sordariomycetes, Hypocreales, Clavicipitaceae. The record is from RefSeq and is a predicted model, not a curated record.